Messenger RNA from Aspergillus versicolor CBS 583.65, 1044 nucleotides. Its product is annotated as amidohydrolase family protein. The coding region runs from base 1 to 1044 and encodes 347 amino acids. NCBI's taxonomy places the organism in Eukaryota, Fungi, Ascomycota, Eurotiomycetes, Eurotiales, Aspergillaceae. Gene Ontology annotation, cellular component: cytoplasm; cytosol. Gene Ontology annotation, biological process: secondary metabolic process. The record is from RefSeq and is a predicted model, not a curated record. The transcript is spliced from 2 exons. Gene Ontology annotation, molecular function: hydrolase activity; carboxy-lyase activity.
AUGAUUGAGCGCGCUCUUGACUGGCUCCAGGACAAGGCUGUCGGAUGGAUCCACAGCCCAGUCAACAAGAUCGAUACCCACCACCACUGCGUUCCACCAUUCUACGCCAAGGCCGUUGAAGACCAAGGCGGCGACCCCAGCGGCUGGCCAACUCCCCACUGGAGCGCUAACGCCUCGAAGCUGCUGAUGAAGCGCGCCGGCAUACAAACAGCUGUGCUCUCAGUGACAGCCCCAGGAGCAUGCAUCCUCCCAGACCGUGCAGGACGAGCCCGCCUCGCACGGCAGAUGAACGAAUACUCCGCAGCCCUUCGCGACGCCGAGCCCUCGCGGUUCGGCUUUUUCCUAUCCCUACCCAACAUCCUCGACACAGAAGACGCCCUGGCCGAAAUCGCAUACGGACUGGACACCCUACACGCCGACGGAGUCACCCUAUUCACACGCUACGGCUCGUCGAAUACAUAUCUCGGACAUCCAGAUAUAGAACCCAUCUGGGCCGAGCUCAACAGACGAAAAUGCGUCGUCUUCAUCCACCCUACACACCCCGUUGAUACGAACCCUGUAAACCCUAAACUGCCCCAGCCAGCUAUUGACUAUCCGCACGAAACUACUCGCACGGCAAUGGAUAUGAUCACCAGCGGUACGAGACUGAAGUAUCCGGAUUGUAAGGUGAUACUAUCACACGCGGGCGGGGCCCUACCGUACCUGAUCUCGCGAGUAACAACGCCCAUGCAGAAAGCUCCUGACUUUGCAGUCUCGCAUCGUAUGGGCACGACAUACGAGAAAGCCAUGGCAUCCUUUCGGAGUUUCCACUAUGAUCUGGCGCUGAGUUCGGCGCCGCAGGUGCUUGAUCUGCUUCUGAAGAUGGUCCCGCAUGAGCAUAUAUUGUUCGGCAGUGAUUUUCCUUAUGCGCCUCUCACGGCUUAUCCGGCGUUUUUGGAGGAGUUGGAGGGGUAUCAUAUGGGUCAGGAGUUGAGGGAUGGGAUUAAUUAUGGGAAUGCGUUGAGGUUGCUUCCGCGGUUGGCGAGGAUGAGGGAUGAGUUGUAA